Molecule: messenger RNA, 1348 nt
Organism: Aspergillus versicolor CBS 583.65
Lineage: Eukaryota; Fungi; Ascomycota; Eurotiomycetes; Eurotiales; Aspergillaceae
Product: BTB/POZ domain-containing protein
Exons: 4
Coding region: 485-1186 (233 amino acids)
Molecular function (GO): protein binding
Source: RefSeq, a predicted model, not a curated record
GUGGCCAACACAAUAGGUAGCUCUAGACAAUAGGAAUAUUCACCAUGCUGCUCAGUCUCCUGACUCUCUUCUAAAUCUUUCCCACGCCUUGUACUUAAGCACCCUCGCUACGUAUGAAUCUCUCCUCUCUCUAAAACCCCCCAGCCCAACUCUUUUGCUCAACGUUCCCUUCCAAAGUAUUUCCCCCAAACAUCUUCUCCUCUACCAGGGCCUUGUUUAGCUAUUUACAUGAGCUUUACCUUUACGCGUCUUCUCGGUGUUGGGGCCUCUUUCUUCUCGAAGCCGUUCCGUCGAUUCCCUCUUCCCCAAUUCCUGCCACUGAAAACAGCGCGGGCUGAAAAUAAGCCCGUGAACAUGGUGCCAACGCAUGAGCAGGAAACCGGAAACCUCUUGGCUUGUUUGAAAAGGCGAGUAUCACUGGUUGGACAUUGGAAGUGAUGUUAACAUCAGCUCCAGCUAUUAUCGCAGCUCGAAGUUUACGGACAUGACAAUCAUCACCUCUGAAAAGGAAUUCAAGGUCCAUAAGCUGGUGCUGUGCAGCCAGUCUGGUUACUUCGCGAGAAUGUUCAACGGGGACUGGCUGGAGACCAAUACCAACGUGGUCAAGCUGGAGGGCGAUGACCACCGAUUCUUGGUAACGAUGAUUGACUUCAUGUACGGCUUUGAUUACGACACCACUGAUCACGGCAAUACAUCUCCAAUUAUGUUCCAUAUUGCGGCAUAUCAGAUCGCCGAUAAGUAUGAUGUCCCAAAUAUGAAGAAGCGCGCCAUGGAGAAGUUCAAAGGGUUUGUGACGGUCGGUUGGGAUAUGGAUGACUUUUCGGUAGCGGUUGCAGAGGUGUAUCGAACAAUUCCCAUUUUCGAGAGAGGUCUCCGUGACCCUCUUGUCCGUGUCACACAUCAGCACUUUGGGGAACUAUUGCAGAAGGAAAGCUUCGUGAAGAUGCUUGAACAGACACCUGGUUUUGCGGCAGAUCUGGCCAGGACAUACUUUGUGGAUGGAGGAGGGGGAGGAUGUCCUUGCAAAGUUGGCACAAAUGCUGAUGGUUGUUUUGAUAGGGAAAUGCCCGGUAAUCAGAUUCAUGGUGGGUGGGAGGUUUAUUUAGACGAUUUUACCGAUGCAGAAUCGGAUAUUGAUGGGCAGAAUUGGCAUCUGGAGGGUGGAUGGGAUUUUGGACUAGAUUGAACCAUGGACGCUGGAGUAACAGACUCGGUUGCUUUUAAACCAUAGGCCACCAACUCAAGUUCAUCCAUGCAGUGAUGUUUUAAUAAGCGCCAGGAACGGUCUUUGCAGCACAUGAGACGGAAAUGACAUGGGAUACAUUGAUACAUUCUCAUAAAAGAGCCU